UUGUCGGCUUCCUGGGGUCGGUGGGUCGGGCGGGACGGUCCCGAGCCGCAGUCCUUCCUGCGGUCCAGUCGCCCGCGGCCGGAGUCGGGCCGAGCGCCGAGGAGGGGUGCUGGUGGCCGGCCGCUCCAGUUCCUCCCCGAGUUGGAGCAUGGCUGCAGCUGCGGUCCCUCCAGAGGGAGGUGAGCUCGGAGGCGGUCGUGUUUGAUUCGGGGCAGCAGCGGGUCGAGUCCAGGGCCCCGGAGCCGGCGACUGCAACUUGAUGCGGCUCCCUCCCGGCUGAGCCCGUGGGUUGCGGUCGCGGUGGGGCUGGCCGCGCCGGCCGCCCUCAGAUGCGGAGCCCGCCGGCGGCGCAGGACGCGGCCCCGGGGCUGCUGUCUGCCUCUGAGCGGCGAGAUAAGCAGACAGCUAAAUGGAGUCUGAGCAGCUGUUUCAUAGAGGCUACUAUAGAAACAGCUACAACAGUAUAACAAGUGCGAGUAGUGACGAGGAGCUUUUAGACGGAGCAGGUGUGAUUAUGGACUUUCAGACUUCUGAAGAUGACAACUUGUUAGAUGGUGACACAGCAGUUGGAACUCAUUACACAAUGACAAACGGAGGCAGCAUCAGCAGUUCCACCCACCUGCUGGACCUUCUGGAUGAACCCAUCCCCGGUGUGGGUACCUAUGACGAUUUCCACACCAUCGAUUGGGUGCGGGAGAGAUGUAAAGACAGGGAAAGGCAUAGACGGAUCAACAGCAAAAAGAAAGAAUCAGCAUGGGAAAUGACAAAAAGUUUGUAUGAUGCGUGGUCAGGAUGGCUAGUAGUAACACUAACAGGAUUGGCAUCAGGGGCAUUGGCUGGUUUAAUAGACAUCGCCGCCGACUGGAUGACUGACCUCAAGGAGGGCAUCUGCCUUAGUGCACUGUGGUACAACCACGAACAGUGUUGCUGGGGGUCUAAUGAAACCACAUUUGAGGAGAGGGAUAAAUGUCCACAGUGGAAAACCUGGGCGGAAUUAAUCAUAGGGCAAGCGGAGGGUCCUGGUUCGUACAUCAUGAACUACAUAAUGUACAUCUUCUGGGCCUUGAGUUUCGCCUUUCUUGCCGUUUCCCUGGUGAAGGUGUUUGCUCCGUAUGCCUGUGGCUCUGGGAUUCCAGAGAUUAAAACUAUUUUGAGUGGAUUCAUCAUCAGAGGCUACUUGGGAAAAUGGACUUUAAUGAUUAAAACCAUCACAUUAGUACUGGCUGUGGCAUCAGGUUUGAGUUUAGGGAAAGAAGGGCCCUUGGUACACGUUGCCUGUUGCUGUGGAAAUAUCUUUUCCUACCUCUUUCCCAAGUACAGCACAAAUGAAGCCAAGAAAAGAGAGGUGCUAUCAGCUGCCUCAGCUGCAGGUGUUUCUGUAGCUUUUGGUGCACCAAUCGGAGGAGUUCUUUUCAGCCUGGAAGAGGUUAGCUAUUAUUUUCCUCUAAAAACUUUAUGGAGAUCAUUUUUCGCUGCUUUAGUGGCUGCAUUUGUUUUGAGAUCCAUCAAUCCGUUUGGUAAUAGCCGUCUGGUCCUUUUUUAUGUGGAGUAUCAUACACCGUGGUACCUUUUUGAACUGUUUCCUUUUAUUCUCCUCGGGGUAUUUGGAGGGCUAUGGGGAGCCUUUUUCAUUAGGGCAAAUAUUGCCUGGUGCCGCCGACGCAAAUCCACCAAGUUUGGAAAGUAUCCUGUUCUCGAGGUCAUCAUUGUUGCAGCCAUCACUGCCGUGGCAGCCUUCCCUAAUCCCUACACGAGGCUCAACACCAGCGAACUGAUUAAAGAGCUCUUCACAGACUGCGGCCCCCUGGAAUCCUCUUCUCUCUGUGACUACAGAAAUGACAUGAACGCCAGUAAAAUCGUUGAUGACAUUCCUGAUCGUCCAGCAGGCCUUGGAGUAUAUUCAGCUAUAUGGCAGUUAUGCUUGGCACUCAUAUUUAAAAUCAUAAUGACCGUGUUCACUUUCGGUAUCAAGGUCCCGUCCGGCUUGUUCAUCCCCAGCAUGGCCAUCGGCGCGAUCGCCGGCCGCAUCGUGGGCAUCGCAGUGGAGCAGCUGGCCUACUAUCACCACGACUGGUUCAUCUUCAAGGAGUGGUGUGAGGUCGGGGCCGACUGCAUCACCCCCGGCCUUUACGCCAUGGUCGGCGCGGCCGCGUGCUUAGGUGGUGUGACAAGGAUGACUGUGUCCCUGGUGGUCAUUGUUUUUGAGCUCACUGGAGGCUUGGAGUAUAUUGUUCCCCUGAUGGCCGCAGUAAUGACCAGUAAAUGGGUUGGAGAUGCCUUUGGGAGGGAAGGCAUUUAUGAAGCUCACAUCCGGCUAAAUGGAUACCCUUUCUUGGAUGCAAAAGAAGAAUUCACUCAUACCACCCUGGCUGCCGAUGUCAUGAGACCUCGGAGGAGUGACCCUCCCCUGGCCGUCCUGACCCAGGACAACAUGACCGUGGAUGACAUAGAAAACAUGAUUAACGAGACCAGCUACAACGGCUUUCCUGUCAUAAUGUCCAAAGAGUCUCAGAGAUUAGUGGGAUUUGCCCUCAGAAGAGACCUGACAAUUGCAAUAGAGAGUGCCAGAAAAAAACAGGAAGGGAUAGUGGGCAGUUCCCGCGUGUGCUUCGCGCAGCACACCCCGUCCCUCCCAGCAGAGAGUCCCCGGCCGCUGAAGCUCCGCAGCAUCCUUGACAUGAGCCCAUUCACGGUCACGGACCACACGCCCAUGGAGAUCGUGGUGGACAUCUUCCGGAAGCUGGGCCUGCGGCAGUGCCUGGUCACGCACAACGGGAGCGUCUUGGGGAUCAUCACCAAGAAGAACAUGGUAGCGCACCUGGAGGAGCUGACGCGGCGCGCCGAGCCCCUGACGCCUCCUUGGUAUCAUCACAAAAAAAGAUAUCCUCCGUCAUAUGGCCCAGACGGCAAACCAAGACCCCGCGUCCAUAAUGUUCAACUGAGCCCCGUGACGUCAGAGGGAGAGGAGGCCGGGGAGGAGGCCCGCCUGCUGAGCAGCACCACGCUUUAACCCCCUUCAAAAAAGGAAGUAGAAAAGCCGGGCUGCUGCAACAUGGUUUGCAGUACUGCUGGUGGAAUGGAGGAGUUGUUUGGGGAGGGAAAGGAGACAGAGAAGGAGGCGAGUGAGUAUCUCCCAUCCCACGAGGGGGCCACGUGGUGUGCUGUCUGCGCUGGAUGCGCUCAGCCCGGGGUGCGGCCUGGGCCUCCCUCCACGGGGAGGGCGGCCGAGCCUGACCCCGGCCCCCGGCCUGCUCUCCAGCGCCGCAGAGACGUGCCUGUUUCGGGAGGGAUCCCUCUGAAUCGAGCCAUCUCUAAGACUACAAGGUCUUGCCCUUUUUUAAUCAAAACUUUUCUGUUUAACUCAUGAAGUGUACAGUUAAAGCAUUACCUUUCUACAUUCCGGACGAGCUUCUCCCUCUCCCCACCGCCCCUUCUCUCUCGCGCUCUAACAAAGCCUCUGUAAGUCGGUGUGCCCUUUGGAAGCAGUCCUUUCUCAUAUUGAGAUGUACUGAGGUUGUACUGAGGUUUCACACAGAAGAAGGGAGUGUUUCUUGUGCCCUUAACCCUGUAGUUUGCCCCAUCAUGAGAUGCUGGGUGCAGUCACGUGUGCGCCGACAGGGGCCCAUGGCACCGGGAGGACCUCCACGGAGGAGAAAUGAGCUCUCGCUCGGGUGCCGUGUGGUUCAGAACCUACAACGGUGAACUUUACUUGUGAGGGUAAACAGUUUUCCUUUUUGCUUUUUUUUCCGCCCCUCUCUGACUUUAUGGAUAAUGUGACCUGGUCGUAUUCAGAUUUUGUUUCUAAAACUCCUAUAAUACACAAGUACUGUUGAGCGUAAGGAGACAAGACGCUGCUUCUUUGACAGUGACGAGAAGGAAGAAUUCUGUUUAGCUGCACCUGGUAUGAGUUGCAUGUUUAAACACUGGAAUUUUCUUUUUCUUGAAAUUAGAUCAGUCUUUUUCUUUUCUUUUCUUUCCUCAAGGUGUUUUACUGCUGACGCUGAAGAAGAAAUGUAAUUCAUAACUUGCACUAAAUGUAUAUUUCUUUCUUAAAAAUUUACCAUUCUUAUUUAUAUUUUUAUGGAUUAAAAUUUAUAAAAUACA
Molecule: messenger RNA, 4104 nt
Organism: Lagenorhynchus albirostris (white-beaked dolphin)
Lineage: Eukaryota; Metazoa; Chordata; Mammalia; Artiodactyla; Delphinidae
Gene: CLCN3
Product: chloride voltage-gated channel 3
Exons: 14
Coding region: 410-3010 (866 amino acids)
Biological process (GO): transmembrane transport; chloride transport
Cellular component (GO): early endosome; membrane; synaptic vesicle
Molecular function (GO): voltage-gated chloride channel activity
Source: RefSeq, a predicted model, not a curated record